Molecule: messenger RNA, 1260 nt
Organism: Melospiza georgiana
Lineage: Eukaryota; Metazoa; Chordata; Aves; Passeriformes; Passerellidae
Gene: NECAB1
Product: N-terminal EF-hand calcium binding protein 1
Exons: 13
Coding region: 1-1059 (352 amino acids)
Biological process (GO): regulation of amyloid precursor protein biosynthetic process
Cellular component (GO): cytoplasm
Molecular function (GO): calcium ion binding
Source: RefSeq, a predicted model, not a curated record
AUGGCGGCGGAGCGGGGAGCGGGCCUGCGCAUCUUCCGCGACGUGAGUACGGGCACGGAACCCAUCCUUCGCACCGGGCACCUGCGAGUGUUUGGGGAGGGGCACCUGAUAUUAAGAAGAGCAGACAAGAAUGAUGAUGGAAAACUGUCCUUUGAUGAAUUCAAAGCUUAUUUUGCUGAUGGAGUUCUGAGUGAAGAAGAACUGCAUGAGCUUUUUCACACCAUUGAUAAACACAAUACUGACAAUCUUGACACAGAAGGGCUCUGUGAUUAUUUUUCAAAGCACUUAGGAGAGUAUGAAAAUGUUCUAUCUGUCUUGGAAGACUUAAACAUAACCAUACUGAAGGCAAUGGACAAAACAAAGAAAGACUAUCAGGAGGCUUCCAUUUUGGAGCAGUUUGAGACUCGCUGUCUUUUGAAGGAGACCCUGACCCAGCUGCAGUCCCUGCAGAGCUGCCUGCAGUGCGCCGCGGAAAGCGCAGGAGAGGGGAGCAAAGCCCUCUGCAGCUAUCCAAGAAAACCAGAAGUGCUCUCAGUCCAGUGGCCAGGAAAAUGCUCAGCUCAAAGGCUUCAGAGGAACAACAGCCUGUCAUCAAAUAACCCUUAUUCCAGCACAGGUUGGAUUGAGGAAGACAGCCAAUGGGUGAUCCAGACAAACAGACUCCAGAGGCUAAUUGAUAGACUGGAAAAGAAGGACAUCAAGCUUGAGCCACUUGAAGAGGAAGUUUUGGAAGAAAAUGCAAGAUCUCAGAUAAUGAUUGUUCAGCACCAAAUGUCUGUGAAAGAAGAAAAAGUGGAAGAAUUCCAUCUUGCCCUGAAGCAGUACCUGGAAUCUGCUUCUGCUCAAGGUGGCUGCUUGCAUGUUUCCAUACAGAAGAUUCCGAGUAAUUUCCACUUCAUUGUUUAUGAGUUCUGGGAAAACAGCAAUGCCUGGAAUAGCCACCUUCAAAUGAAUUACAGCAAGACAUUCCAGAGAAGUAAUGUGGAUUUCUUGGAAACUCCAGAGCUCAUCACACCAAUGCUAGUCCCUGCAUCGUGGUGUGUCCUCAAUAACAACUAGAAGUUGUGGUUCCAAGUAAUGUUAAUGUUGUAUUGCCUUUCAUUACACUAACAUUCAUAUUGCAGUGUACAAGUGAAAUUAUGAUAACAUUUGUUAUUAUGGAUGGAAUCUGUUCCACUUUAUCCAUUCUAAAAUCUGGAAAACUGCAUUUAUUACCUUUUCUUCUUGUGACUAGUUCAGUGAAAUGAUGCAUUCUAAAAA